AUGGCCUCCGCCGCCGUCGCGACCCACGUCAACGGCGACGCAGCAUUGUCGCGUCCGGAUUCGCCCGCUUCAAUCAAUUCCUCCACCAAGCGGAAGCGCGAAUCAAGCGACGACAACCAGUCCGAUUUCAACUCCCGCAACCCGCCCCAGCUGCCUGUUAAUGGCGUGCACACUCCUCAAGACAGCAAAUCGCUCAUUCGCGAUCUCUAUGAUGUUUUGCAAAACCACGAUCCCGAUCGCUCAUCCAUCCUCAAGCGCCCUAUCCCAGAAUCCCUCCCGGAUGGCGAGCCAUCUUCGAAACGAGCGAAAUCGGAAGACUCCAACAAGGCCGUCACCAUCGCCGACAAGGUGACGCAAGGCGCAUAUGAGACUCUGGAUGACCUGGUUUCCGACAUUGUCCAAACUGCGAAUGCACAAGCCAAGGAACUUGAAACUGCAGGCAUCUUGGGCGGCACCAAUGCCCUGACCAAGACGAUCGCAUUCAGGACUAAGGCGUUAGAGCUGUAUCGGCGAGAGCUCUCCUAUCCCAACGUACCCCGACCAACUUCUGGGAAGUCUGCUCGGGGACCGGCGCCAGAUGAGGGCGGUCUCGUUCUGACGGCGAUCGGCCCUGCCCCAACCGCAAAACCUGUUUUUUCCAGCCUGCAAAGGGGGGCAAACGCCGAGAUUCUUGCGAGAGCCUCAUUGCCUCGAGGUGUCACCGUCACUAAGGUUCUGUCCGACGCUGCCGCCUUGGGCGAUAAGAGUGGCCGCUCCCUCACGCUGGGAGAAUUGUUUCCCUCUCCCCGGAAUCUUCCUCCUCUGCAGCCACCGAAGACUCCCAAAACGACCACAAAAAGCAACGUCCUGACCUUUUAUCACCCCGAAUUUGCCGAGAAGUCAAAGUACCGUUCCGGGAGUUACUUCUCUCAGAACAUCUCCACCGGGAACUGGCUUGAUUACACUAAUGCUACACCGACGACCCAUGCCAAGACAAAACAGCGAGAGCGCGCUCAGAGUCUAGCGGGCGUCAAGCCGUCCACAAUUGAGCUCGAAAUAUCCGAGAUGGAGUCUCUUUUCCGCGGUGCAUUCUCCGCAUUUGCGCCGUGCAAGGACGACUCAGGUGCCAUUGUACCUUCGGGGCAGGUGAGCCGCAUCUGGUGGCAGCGCGUCGGUCGGCGAAGCUAUGCCAGAAUGGCCGAAGCUGAAGAGCCCGAGGACGAAAACGAGGGGGGCUCUACCGUUGACUCGGCCUUGGUCAUGGAAAUCGACGAGGAGUACGUGAAAGACGCCAUCGAGAACUGGGAUGAAACGGCGAUUGACCCGGGCCUGGACCAUGCUCUGGGCAAGAAAUCUGACCAGGAAAAGGAGGUAGAUGAUCUGCUCGAGGAAGUUUCGGACCUGAUUGAAACCCUGGCAUCCUACCAGCGCAACCGAAACCUUACACUACCAACCAGCCAAGACCGUUACUCGGCUGAUCCCGUGAACGGCGACAUGCUACGGAACGGCAGUCUCUCGCACCAGCCAAGUGAAGAGGAAGUGAUGACAUACGAAGCCCUCAAGGCACAGCUGUCAUUAAUCAUCCAGACCCUUCCCCCUUACGCCGUGGCACGCCUUAAUUCCGAUAAGCUUGCGGAGCUGGCCGUGAGCACCAAAAUUGAGAUUCGCUCCGACGACUACCGGGGGGUCAUGGAAGAGGACGAGCCCGCACGGCUUCAAAGGUUGGCACAGGCUGCGCAGCAGACGUCUGCCCAACGCCAAGCACAUAGGACGCCGAGCGUUUCCGGCCAGUACGCCAGCCACCAGUAUCAGGCACAAUUCACGCCGUCGGUCCGUCCUGUAGGGGGAGCGCAGCACUUCCCUCAAACGCCAGUCCGACCGCAGGCCUCCAAUAUGUAUUCCAGGGCGCCAUCCAGCGUGCCUAUUCCGCAGCCGCACCAACAAGUCCAGCCACGGCCGGCGCCCGGGACACAGUUCAGACCAACCAUGUAUGCACCCCAACUGGCUAAGGCUCAGGGUCCGUACGGCCAUUCCAAUAUGCCACAUCAGUUUGCGGCCAGCCCAUCGCAAUCACGGAUGCAGCAACAUCCAAACUACAACAUGGGACAGCCUGGCGCUCCGAAUCAGAGGUUCUCACAGGGCUACCCUCCUGGCUACCAGCAACACCAGCAAAUCCAGCCACACCCCCAACAUGGGCAGCCCUCGCCGCACCCGCAAAUGUCUCCACAUCAGCCGCCGAUGGCCCCUCACGGCCAGCAGCCGCCUUACAUGCCGUACGCCAAUGGUGGGCAGAUGCCCCGGACUUUGUCUCCACAGGUUCCGCAAGCACACCCAUACAGCCAGUCACCCACCCCGCCCCAGCAGCACCAGCAGAUAGCCGGCCGUCCACCGUACGGGAGUCCAGGACCGGGCAUGCCGCCGAAUGUUAACGCAGUGCCCCGACAGUACGGCGCUGGCUCGCCGGGGCCGGGGAUGAUGCAAGGAGCAGCAGCAGCAGUUGCAGCAGGUGCGGGAGCAGGCGGAACAGGAGGAGGAAACAACAGACAACAGACGGGAUCCAAUCUGACGGGCUUCGCGACUGUCAUGCCCGAGGUGCAGCAGCGACAGGUCAUGGAGCAGGCGCGAGCGCGCGCCGACGCGGAGCAGCGCGUCAGCGGGCACAUGGGUAAAGUUACGCAGACGCAGCAGGCCCCGGGCGAGGUUGUGGGGUUGGCGGGGAUUGGGCUGGCGGGUCAUAUGGACGUGCACAAAGUUGCGGCGGCCAAAAUGCAGCAGCAGCAGAUGGGGAAUAUGGGAAGUCCUCAACACCAUAACAAUGGUCAUGCUCACGGUCAGGGGCAGGGUGUGUCGUCGCCUGGUAUCAAGGUCGGGCCGGCUGCUGUGAAUGGUGGUGGUGUUGGUGGUGGUGGUGAGAAUAGUCCGAGGCCGGUCCAGGCUGCGCCGGUGGGUCCGGGGACGGGGACGGCGAGUCCUGCGCCGCAGCAGGGGAAACCUAGUGCGUGA
Parathielavia appendiculata is the source of this 2982-nucleotide messenger RNA. RefSeq lists its product as uncharacterized. Bases 1 to 2982 code for a protein of 993 amino acids. The transcript has 2 exons. The record is from RefSeq and is a predicted model, not a curated record. NCBI's taxonomy places the organism in Eukaryota, Fungi, Ascomycota, Sordariomycetes, Sordariales, Chaetomiaceae.